UUGAUAUCAUAGUUGAUAGCCAAAUGUCAAGAAUGGUAUUUGUUAGCAGCGAACAGUGGGUUGAAGACAUAAAAGACAAAGUCACAGGGGAAUUGACCAAUCUGACCGGGUACACUUUCGUGCCGGACGAGGUCAGUGCAUACAUGAAAGACGACGGCAGUAUGGAUGUUACUCAGUCUGUUCUCACGUUUUAUGUGAAGGAACUAAAAACUGGCAGGAUCCUUACUGCGAAAGAAAUAACAGAUUUGGUGGACAAAUUCGGCAGCAGACUUAUAGAAGCAAGGAUUAGAUAUCAACUAGUAUCCAUUGAGAUAUAUACAACCUGCGUACCGGCGUACCCGACUGCUUGCAAUACUGAAGUGUCUGUAAAACGUGAGUAUUUGAAAUUUACAGCACAAAAUAAAGUAAAUUGGGAAUAUAAUAAUAUGUAUUGUAAUCUACAUGCAUAAUUAGUAAUAUGUAUAUAUAUAUAUAUCUAACCUAAUAACUGUGUAAAGGUUCAUAUACGUUGACACUGGAACGAGUUUAUUUAUGUCGAUAUGUUUUUCAUUAAAAUAAAAUCAACCAGCCAUCAUUAUAAUUAUCUUUCUAUCAUGAUUUUGUUCGUGAUUAUUUUCUCGCUAUCAUGAUAAUUAAGUCUAUUUUUCAUGAAAUUGAAAUUACAUGUACCUUCCACAAUUAUGUAGUUGUGUCCCAUUAUUGAAAAACAUUGCUUGCACUACUCCUUUCCAUCCACUGCACUGAUUCGAAAGAUACCCGAUCCACAUAA
Messenger RNA from Mizuhopecten yessoensis (Yesso scallop), 769 nucleotides. RefSeq lists its product as uncharacterized. NCBI's taxonomy places the organism in Eukaryota, Metazoa, Mollusca, Bivalvia, Pectinida, Pectinidae. Bases 24 to 449 code for a protein of 141 amino acids. The transcript is spliced from 5 exons. The record is from RefSeq and is a predicted model, not a curated record.